Messenger RNA from Lolium rigidum, 741 nucleotides. RefSeq lists its product as uncharacterized. Bases 1 to 741 code for a protein of 246 amino acids. The record is from RefSeq and is a predicted model, not a curated record. The transcript has a single exon. NCBI's taxonomy places the organism in Eukaryota, Viridiplantae, Streptophyta, Magnoliopsida, Poales, Poaceae.
AUGGAGGAGGAAGCGUCGGCAGAGCUGAUCAGCCCAAGGAUCUCAUUCUCCCACGACCUCGCCACCUUCGCAGCAGCAGCGACCACAUGUCCCACCACGCCAAGCCGGUCAGACACGUCGUCGUUCCUCAUGUCGCGCCGGCGCCGGCGGCUCCCAGCCGAGCCGGAGUUCGACUUCGCCAACGCGGCCGCGGACGACGUCGCGCCGGCCGACCGCCUCUUCGCCGACGGGAAGCUGCUCCCGGUGCCGCCACUGCCGCCCACCCCUCCGCACGCGCGGCUCAAGCAGCCCCAACCAACGGCGUGGCAGCAGAAGGCGACGACGAGGCCCGUGCCGACGCCGACAGUGCGGUCAUGGGCGUCCCCGUUCGCGCGCAGCAGCAGCGUCAACUCCGCCGCGACGGCGGCGUCGUCCGGUGGACGGUUCACCUGCCCCGCGUUCCCGCUGAUGCGGAGCCAGUCCGCCGGCCACCGCCCGCAUUCCAAGAAAGUUGCUCCGGCGACGGCAGCGACGACCACUGCCGGUGUGCACAACGGCGGCGCGCGAUCGGUUUACUACUAUGGGUACAGGGGCAGUAGAAAUGGUAGUGCGAGUGGUGGGGUGAGGGUGAGCCCGGUGCUGAACGUGACGUCCAUCGGCACCAGCGUGGUGAACAUGCUGAGCUAUCUCCUCUGCGACUGCGGCGAGAUCAAGGGCGCCAAAAGCAGGGGAGUCGGUGUAAGCUGCUGGGUAACCCGGUAG